AUGAUCCACUCGGACUGCCACAACAAGCUUCAUCUUGUUGAUUUUAUUGUUUCAACAAAUUCAUCAUCCACUUUUAAUGAAACAAAUCAUCAUCAGACAAUGAUGAACUUUGAUCUUUUCGAAAAAUUAAAACAAACAAUGAGAAAUGGAAAAAAGCGAAUAUUAAAGCCUUUCAAAAUGAAGUUUGAACUGGUUCAUACACUCGGAAAAGUUUGCGAAAGUGGUAGCGAUCCCGAUUUAUUUAGCCACCCUUUUGACGUGAAGAUCUCCUAUAAUUUUGAAAGUAUAUUGAUCAGUGAUAGUAACAAUUCGAGAAUUCAAGUGUUUGACAUGCACACAAAACAAUUUAAAAAAUCAAUUAAUACCGCAAGCAAAAAUCCAAUGUAUUUAUGUAUUGAAGAGAACUGUGAUGGUUCCAAUAAUGAUGCUCUAAUUUUUGGAUGUUGUUCAGAUAGCACAGUAAACAAAUUCGACCUUGGAAAAGAGUUGGCAUUCGUUCAACAAGACAAAUCAUGUUCACCUCCUUAUCUUUGGAUUUCAACUGCUGUACUGAGUAAUCAAGGGAUUACUUGUUCAAACAAAUCAGGUCAUGUAUUUGUAUGUGAUGUGGGAGAUUGCUCAGUUAAGAUUUUAGCAUCAAGCUCUGGAGAGUUGACACAAACCAUCAAGCUUUCUCUUCAACCAUAUGGGAUUGAAUUUGCAAAUUUUUAUGGCGAUGACUAUUUGAUAAUAAGCGAGUCAAGUACUCUUAAAGAUGGAAAAGAUCAAUGCCAAAUUUUCAGGUUGAAAAGCACUACUUCAAGUUUUGAAUACGAUCUUGUGACAACGUUUGGACGAGGAGGAAAUGAGCUUGGGGACUAUCGAAAUCAUAGAAUCCAAAUAUUUUCAAAAGAGGGAACUUUUGUUGCCUGUUUAACUGAUUUUGGACGCGAUAGAAUUUGUUAUCCUAAUGGUCUUUGCUUGAACGGCGUUCUUGGUGAGUUAAUUUCUUGUGAUUGGGCAAAUCAUGUAGUUCAAUUUUUCAAUUGA
Molecule: messenger RNA, 1029 nt
Organism: Naegleria fowleri
Lineage: Eukaryota; Heterolobosea; Eutetramitea; Acrasida; Naegleriidae
Exons: 2
Coding region: 1-1029 (342 amino acids)
Biological process (GO): proteasome-mediated ubiquitin-dependent protein catabolic process; protein polyubiquitination
Molecular function (GO): ubiquitin protein ligase activity
Source: RefSeq, a predicted model, not a curated record